GGCUGGAAACUCCAUCCAGGUCUCCAAGUGUGUAGCAGGGACACAACCACUUGAGCCAUUGCCUGCUGCUUCCCAAGGUACGUAUAAGCAGGAAGCCGAAAUCAGAAGCAGAGCCAGGACUCAAACCCAGGCACUCCAAUGUGGGAUGCAGAAUUUUUCUUUUUUUAUUUGAAAGGCAGAGUGAUAGGGAGAGGAAGACACACACACACACAUACACACACAGAGAGAGAGAGAGAGAGAGAGAGAGUUCAGCCAGUCCAAAGCCAUCCAGGUCUCCCAUGGAGGUACAGGGGCCCAAGCACUUGUGCCAUCUUCCACCGCUUUCCCGGGUGCAUUAGCAGGGACCUGGUUUGAAAGUGCAGCAGCCAUAUGUAGGCAUCUUAACUGCUAUGAUAAAGGCUACCUCAGUGUCUUACUUAAAAACUGUUAGAACAUGGAAGAAAAUUAGACAACCUUGUAUUGCAAAAGAAUAACCUAUGAAGGGGCCAGCGCUGUGGUGUACCCGGUAAAGCCGCCGUGUGUGGUGCCAGCAUCCCAUAUAGGUGCCAGUUUGCAUCCUAGCUGCUCCACUUCCUAUCCAGCUCUCUGCUAUGGCCUGGGAAAGCAGUGGAAGAUGGCCCAAGUCCUUAGGCCCCUGCACUCACAUGGGAGACCCGGAAGAGGUGCCUGGCUCCUGGCUCCUGGCUCCUGGCUUCAGAUCAGUGCAGCUCUGGCCAUUGCAGCCAAUUGGGGAGUGAACCAGCGGAUGGAAGACCUCUCUCUUUCUCUCUCUCUCUCUCUUUCUCUCUGCCUCUCCUUCUUUCUGUAACUCUUUCAAAUAAAUAAAUAACUUUUUUUUAAAAGAAUAGUCUGUGAUGGAUUUCUCUAUCUCCCAUUCACUAUUAAAGAAAAGUGAGUAUAAAAUUAAGCUGUGCUUGUUGGGAGAUAAUCCACCCUGGGUCUCCUGCUUCUUGGUGUUUUGUGACGCACUGGUUGCUUUUGUUCUAGAUUAUCUCUUGAAGGACUUGGUGUAGCCACCAGCCUGGAAGAUAUAAAGGGUGUCUUUCCUGAGCAAAGAGCAGGAUUGUAACCAAGAUUUGACUCCCUCUGGGUCAAAGGUCAGAAAGACAUCUUUGCAGUUAUGGACGAUUUCAUUUCCUGAGCUUGAAAUCUGCCCACGCACCGCAAGCCGCUGCGUGUGUGCAGCUGCCACCUGCUCUUACGUUCUGUGAGGCUCAGGUGUAGAUGCGGAUACUCUGGCUACCGCUAGUGCUGUGAGUAAUGCACUUUUUGUGUGUGUGUGUGUGUGACAGGUAGAGUUAGAGAGAGAGAGAGAGAGAGAGAGAGAGAGAAAGAGACAGAAAGGUCUUCCUUCCAUUGGUUCACCCCCCAAAUGGCCGGCGCACCGCACUGAUCCGAAGCCAGGAGCCAGGUACUUCUCCUGGUCUCCCAUGGGGUGCAGGGGCCAAGCACUUGGGCCACCCUCCACUGCACUCCUGGGCCACAGCAGAGAGCUGGACUGGAAGAGGAGCAACCAGGACUAGAACCCGGCGCCCAUAUGGGAUGCUGGCGCUGCAGGCGGAGGAUUAACCAAGUGAGCCACGGCGCUGGCCCUGUGAGCAAUACACUCUUCAUUUCUCUGGCCCAGGAGUCUGGUCACACUGCCGGUGUAACUGGUGGGCACACUUACUGGCUUGUAAAUAGGAUAAAGUCUCAGGCCUGUCGCAGUUCUUGGCAAUGCUUAUUGAAGAAAUGUUCUGGAAAAUAAAGAUUCUUGUUUACUUUGAGAAUUAUUUUUCUACUUAUUUAAGGGGGGAGGGAUAGAUGCGAGAGGGGAGAGAGCACUCCCGCCUUUUGGUUCACUCCCCAUGAGCCAAAGCUGGGAGGCGGGAGCUCAUUCAGGGCCUCCCACAUGGGUGGCGAACUACCUGAGCUCUCACUGCUGCCUCCCAGGGUCUGCAUUAGCAGGAGACCAGAGACAGGAAGCAGAGCUGGGGAUUGAACCGAGGUGCUCUGAUGUGAGAUGCUGGCAUCCUGAUUGGCAUCGUAACUGCUUGGCUAAAUGCCUAUCCCCGCACUUCCCCCACCCCCUGCCCCCCGCCCAGGGUUUGUUUGUUUAAAGGCAGAGUUAGAGACAGAGAGAGAGAUCUUCCAUCUGCAUGUAUACUUCCCAGAUAGCUGCAAUGGCUGGGGCUGGGUGAGGCCAAAGCCAGGAGCCAGGAGCAUCUUCUGGGUCUCUCAUGUGGGUGCAGGGGCCCAAGCACUUGGGCCAUCUUCCAGUGCUUUCCCAGGUGCAUCAGCAGGGAGCUGGAUUAGAAGUGGAGCAGCCCCCAUUUGGGAUGCUGGUACUGCAGGUAGAGGCUUAACCUGAGCCACAGCGCUGCCCCUCCCCCGUAUUUUAAUCCACUUUUCCUAUGAUCUUUUUGAGGUAGUGGUGGCAGUGACUCCAUGACUGCUGCAUGGGUGUCCUCGCUGGCUGGUCCUGAGCCAUGGGCGGGAGCAGUGUUACCAGACAGCGAUCUUGUGAGGGUGGCUCCUUGUAAUCCAGGGAGACAGAAUCAGUUUCUCUCUCCCUCUUCCCCUCUCUCCACCCCGAGAUUUGUAAACUCUGGGGAAUCGGCUUGUGUGAUUGUGGAGGCCUGGCAGGUCAGGAGACCCUGGGGGCAGGCUUUUUCUACCAAGGCCUUUGACCGAGUGCCCGGGGCCCAUCCCACGAUGGGGGGCAGUGUGCUGACUCAAGUGUGCAUCUCGUGUAGAAAGCACAUGCACAUCUAGAACUUGGUACCCUGGCCCAGCCAAGUUGUCACGUCAAAUUAACCACCCACACCCGGCUGACCUGCCUCCUGCUGAUUUUUGACAGGCGCUCAAUAUUGUUUGUUUUUUAAUUUUGUUGAAGGUCUCAUCCCAUAAAAUGAGUCAUUUUGAAGUGAAUGGCUCAGUGGCAUUGGGCACAUUUGUGGUGCUGCACAAGCACCAGCUCUGUCCGGUUCUGAGUCACUUUCAUCGGCCACCUGAUGGCGGUCACUGCCCAUCUCCUGCCCCCAGCCCACGGCAGCCGCCAGUCUGCGUUCUCUGUCUAUGGAGUUUCCUGUCCUUCCUGUUUCAUAUAAAAGGAUUCAUACAAUACAUGAUCUUUGUGUCACCUGUUGCUUGAUGCUUUAGAAAUUUAUCCAUGUUGUGGCACGAAUCACAAGUCGAUUCAUUUUUAUGGCCAAAUAAAACACCGUGUUGGUAGAGUCAGUGUUUUAUUUUAAAGAAAUCCUUUUCUGCUGAAAUUAGCCCUACAGGUAUUGCUUCUCCUUUGUAGGGAAGAAGCAGUUGUAGUUUUUUAAAGACUUAUUUAUUUAUUAGAAAGGCAGAGGCAGGGGCAGAGAGAGAGAGAGAGAGAGAGAGACUUCCAUCUGCUGGUUCACUCCCCAAAUGACCACAAUGGCCGGAGCUGCGCCGAUCCAAAGCCAGGAGCCAGGAAUUUCUUCCAGGUCUCCCAUGCGGGUGCAGGUACCCAAGGACUUGGGCCAUCUUCUGCUGCUUUCCCAGGCCAUAGCAGAGAGCUGGAUCAGAAGUGGAGCAGCCGGGACUGGAACCAGCACCCAUAGGGAAUGCCGGCACUGCAGUGGUGGCUUACCCGCUACAUCACAGCGCCAGCCCCAGUAAUGUGUUCUUGACAUUCCCAUGUGUAAAGUGGAGAACUGCACCAUCACUGAUCUUCUCUCCAGGUGAGCAGAAAGGAGGAAGCGAGGGUGUCCCAGAAAGCAUAGGAACACCUGCGGGCACAGCCCCACAUGACCAAGGCGCUGAGGCUUGAGGUUGUGCGACAGUCAGUCGGGGAUUUGUCUCUGCCAAGGUGCCUUCAAGUCUGGUCUCUUUCAGUUUUGCCCCAAGAGCCACAUGGGAACUUUGGGUAAUGGUCUAUGUCAUCACCGUUGGUCCAAAGGGGACAAAGUAGAAGAGGCAGCUACUCUCUUCUUGUCUCUAAUGAGGCUCUCGGGGAAUGUGUCCCAGGGGCUGAGGGGCUGCUGUAAAGGCCCCUCUGUGAUUGCCCCGAGCACUUUGUGGCACGCAGAGCUGAGCGAGGAAGUCCUGCUCCUCACGGGUCAGGACCUGCCUGGGUUUCUGGGACUUCCCAAUCUUUACAACAAAGAGCGGCGUGGGCCGGGUGCGCGCAGGUGAACGACAGGAGCGCACCAGUGCCAGCUUCCUCCAGGCAGGCGCCAGAGUGGAGACGCCGAUCUCUGCUUAGACAUCGAGGUCUUCUGAGAAACUUCCGUGUGCACCUUGCUGAUGCAGGGACAGCAGUAGGAGUCUCGAGCUCCCUGCUUGUCACUGGAACCCGGUAAUAACCGUCAGCCGUUUCUCUUGCCUCUAUAGGAGCCACUAAGGCAUUGGGGGGGGGGGGAGAACAGCGAUGUAAGCAGAGAUACUCAGCCAGGGGCUGUGUGGUGUCCCGUGUUGAACACGGGAGGAGAAUUAGGGAGCCUGGCAGGAAACACGGAACGGAGUGUAGCAAACCCCAGUGCAGCAGCUCCCUGGACUGUUCUGCAGACCUGUUCCCGCCUGCAGCCUGAACACACCUUAAUCAUCCUCGUCCGAGGUUCUGAAUUCGCCGUUCUCUGUUCACCUGGGCUCAGACCCAUGGGAGGGGCCAACGAGUCGAGCGUCUCCGAGUUCCUCCUCCUGGGACUCUCGCGGCAGCCCCAGCAGCAGCGGCUGCUGUUUGCGCUCUUCCUGAGCAUGUACCUGGCCACGGUCCUGGGGAACCUGCUCAUCGUCCUGGCCAUCGGCACAGACUCCCGCCUGCACACCCCCAUGUACUUCUUCCUCAGCAACCUGUCCUUCGUGGACGUCUGCUUCUCCUCCACCACCGUCCCCAAGAUGCUGGCCAAUCACGCCCUCGGGAGUCAGGCCAUCUCCUACUCUGGCUGUCUCACGCAGAUGUACUUUCUCUUCAUGUUCGUGGACAUGGACAAUUUCCUCCUGGCCGUGAUGGCCUAUGACCGCUUUGUCGCCGUGUGCCACCCCUUACAUUACACGACGAGGAUGACUCGUCAGCUCUGUGUCCUGCUGGUCGUCGGGUCCUGGGUCAUUGCCAACCUGAAUUCCCUGUUGCACACCCUGCUGAUGGCGCGACUGUCCUUCUGUGGGGACAACGCCAUCCCCCACUUCUUCUGUGAUGUGACUCCUCUCCUGAAGCUCUCCUGCUCGGACACACAGCUCAAUGAGGCGAUGAUUCUGACUGAGGGGGCCCUGGUCAUGAUCGCCCCGUUUGUCUGCAUCCUGGCUUCCUACGCCCACAUCACCUGUGCUGUGCUGAGGGUGCCAUCCACGCGGGGCAGGUGGAAAGCCUUCUCCACCUGCGGCUCGCACCUGGCUGUGGUUUCCCUCUUCUAUGGCACCAUCAUCGCUGUGUAUUUCAGCCCUUCGUCCUCGCACUCGGCUGAGAAGGACACCGCGGCCACCGUGCUGUACACGGUGGUGACCCCCAUGCUGAACCCCUUCAUCUACAGCCUGAGGAACCGGGACUUGAAGGCGGCGCUCAGAAGAGCGGUCGGCAGCAAGACGUUCUCUGCCUGAUGAGAGAAUCACAAGGCAGAAUCUCACUGCCAAGGAAACGUGUUUUUUGCCACUUGGGCUCAGUGUGGCGGCUGUUUGAUCCGAGGCAGACGGGAGCGGGCGGGAGGUGAUGCCUCGCCUGGAGCCCUGUUGCUUCUGAGAAAACGCCGGCUAUUGAGUUAUUUUACAACAGGUCAGCUGCUUCCUUUUUAAGGGAUGUGUGUGGAGGAGGCGCACUCGCCUGGGAAGCCUUCACAGUUCACCUGCGCCCGGUCCCCAACACUGAGCCCAGGCUCUCUGGAGGCCGGGUCCUCGCCCGAGAGCUGAGACGCCACCUCGGUGAGUGGCACCGCUGUCAGGGGGGCACCUCCCUCCACAGCGGUGGGGCCACACAACCCCACAAACUGGUUUUGGGAGUCAAACCAAAGGACGGUGGAGUGGGCAGUCACCGUCCAGAGGCGGCUCCCUGUGUGCACGUGGCCCUGGUGUUGGGAGGCGAAGCUCUCCCGGUGCGCACAGAGCCGGGCUAUCCGAAGGCGAGGACCCUGUGUGCACGCAGCCAGGCUGUAGGGAGGCGAGGACCCUGUGUGCUCGAAGCCGGGCGUAGGGAGGCCCCAGGGCCGUCGGGAGGCGAGGCUUCAGUACCUGACAUUUGCUGGGGAAGGAGUGGUUCAGCUGGGGUCAUGGAUGUCUUUGCAACAAACUAACAUUGGCUGUUCCCACUGCCCAGACCACCUGCUCCGUUCUCUGACUGGCCCCACCCCUCCCCCACCCUAUUCCUUCCCCCACCCCUCCUCCCUCCGUCCGGAGUCCUGGCUGGGCAUUUGUCGCAGUGGUUAAGCCUCCGCUUGGGAGUACCUGGUUGAGCCCUGGCUCUGCUUCCUGCUGCUAAUGCAGACCCCAGGAGAGAGCUGGUGAUGGUUCAAGUACUUGGGUCCCUGCCAUCCACACAGGAGACUUCCAUUGGAUUUUAGGUACCUGGCUCUGGCCUGACUCAGUCUUGGCUGUUGUGGGCAUUUGGGGCAUGAAGGGAGAUCCCUCUCUCUGUCUCUGUAGGUCUGUCUCUGCCUUUCAUAAAUGAGAAAGAACCGAGUCAAAUGCCUCCUCCCCCUCUGUGGCCCCCUGACUCCUUGUUGUGGUUCUCAUGGCUCUGUUUUGCCUUUUUUCUCCCCUUGCAAUGAGGGCCUCCCACAGAUGCUGAGACACCCCCAGACCCAGUUGGGCACAUGCCCCAGUGUCUGGCACCCAUCCUAGACCAUGGGAAAAAUCAACUUUAGCUGAAAGAAAAUGAAUGGAGGACCGAAUACUUGCCUUAACUUGUAACUUGCACUUUCUUGCUUUAGAAAGUUAACAAACCGUUUCCGUAUUGAAAGGAGGGGCUUACACAUCCCCCUGGAGAAGCAGAGUGGCCCAUGUCCUUGCUGGAGCCAGGCGCUGUGACUGUAGCUGCUCAGAGCUGGUUACCGGGGCUGGCACUGUGGCUGUGGCAUAGCGGGUAAAGCCACCGCCUGCAGUGCCGGCAUCCUACAUGUCCCAGCUGCUCCACUUCCGAUCCAGCUCUCUGCUAUGGCCUGGGAAAGCAGUGGAAGAUGGCCCAAGUCCUUGGGCCCCUGCACCCGCAUGGGAGACCCAGAAGAAGCUCCUGGCUUCGGGUCGGCACAGUUCCAGCCGUUGCAGCCGCCUGGGGAGUGAACCAGCAGAUGGAGGACCUCUCUCUCUCUCUCUAUCUGCCUGUCUGUAACUUUGCCUUUCAAAUAAAAUAAAUAAAUCUUAUUAAAAAAAAAAAAGCUGGUUGCCAUCUGCCCACGACUUCUGUGAUGUCCUCUUCCUUUGUCCCGUGUCAGCAAAGACCUUGGGGUGCGCGUUUAAAACCUGCAGGGAUUUCAUCACACGCGUGCAGUGUCUGUCAUCCACACCCCAACCCUGAGCUGUUUGAAGUGUCUCUGUGCUGUAAGCCACCUUUCCUGGUGUGUCCGUCCCAGCAGCGUGAGUGACCCCACAGCAUGCUUGCUUGCUUUCUCCGAGUGACACAUUUCUCCAGCUUGGAGAAAAAAAUGAACAUCACCUUUCUUUCAUUUCUUCAUUAUUUCUGCCUGACACCAGCUGCCUUUGCUAGCGGACACCAGACUUGCUCAGAGGAGUCGGCCAGCCCUUGCUGCGUAUCCUGCCGGGGAGAGGGAACUGGGAGUCGGACGUGCCCGCAGGCGUGAGCUCUCGCACUUCAGCGUGUAGCGUGGCUUCCAAACCCUCAUGCCGGUGGUCUGCUGUUUGCCCUGUGGCCCACAUCGUUUGGGGACCACGCGGAGACCUCCUCUGAGGUUUGGGUGACAGGCUACCUGCAUUCGAAUAAGGUCAGCCCUCCAGUGAAGGGUGACUGUGGGCCCUGGUGGAUAUGCCCACUGUGGCCUCCCACCCCGUGGCGUCAAGCCGGCUCUCCCAUGAACACCCAGCUCAGGUCACCCUUCUCCCUUGCAGUCCCCUCUGGGUCCUUUCGUGUGGAAUGGACUUGAAUCAAAUUUUCUCUACUGUAUAGUUGUAUUUUUAUUUUUAAAGAUUUAUUUAUUUGAAAGAGUUAGAGAGAGAGAGAGAGAGAGGUCUUGCAUCACUGGUUCACUCCUCAGAUGGCUGCAAUGGUCAUACUGAAGCCAAGAGUGUCUUCUACUGUUUUUCCUGAUUUAUUUAGUCAAUGUAUAAACUAUAAUAAUUAACAUCUUACUUCUCUUUAAAAAUGUCAUGUAUUUAUUUGAAAAGCAAUGGCUGGGGCUAGUCCAGGCAAAAUCAGGAGCCAGGAACUCCAUCCGGGUCUCCCGCGUGGAUGCAGGGGUCAAGGACUGGAGCCAUCGCUGCUUCCCCGGGGCAUCAGCAGGGGGCUAGACGGGAAGCGUGAAGCAUCAGUGUUUCAGUAUGGGACAUGGGGCCACAGGGGGUGGCUUAGCCUUCUGUGCCACAGUGCUGGCACUCUCUCUUUGUGUGCGGUAUUAGCUCUUGGUUUUUGACUGGACGUUGGGUGGUGGAGGGUGUAGAGAUUCAUGGACGGUGCACACUUCCCAAGAUCCUGCUUUCUGGGAACACAGUGAUCUUGGUCCUCUUUACAUCUUUUUUCCUCUUAAGAAUAUUUUUAUUACUCUGAUUUUUUAAAAAGAUUGAUUGAUUUAUUUUAAAAGCAGAGCUGAGAGAGAGAUAGAGGUCUUCCAUCCACUGGUUCACUCCCCAGAUGGCCGCAAUGGACAGAGCUAUGCCAAUCUGAAGCCAGGAGCUUCCUCUGGGUCUCCCAUGAGCUGGAUUGGAAGUGAAGUAGCUGGGACUCGAACCGGCACCCCAGGUGGCAGCUUUACCUGCUAUGCCACAGCACCAGUCCCAGUAUUGAGCAUUUUACUAGCUCUACAUUCUUGUGACCUGAGCUUGCUCAUUCUCAGACUUUCCACAACAGUUCACUUGGAUGAAGUCUCCUUCCCUCUGUAACAGGAUCUUACUUAUUUGAGAAGGAGGGAGGGAGGGAGGGAGACAUCACAGCACUUCCAUCUGCUGGCCCACUCCCCAAAUGCUUGCAAAAGGCUGGAAACUCCAUCCAGGUCUCCAAGUGUGUAGCAGGGACACAACCACUUGAGCCAUCGCCUGCUGCUUCCCAAGGUACGUAUAAGCAGGAAGCCGAAAUCAGAAGCAGAGCCAGGACUCAAACCCAGGCACUCCAAUGUGGGAUGCAGAAUUUUUCUUUUUUUAUUUGAAAGGCAGAGUGAUAGGGAGAGGAAGACACACACACACACAUACACACACACACACAGAGUUCAGCCAGUCCAAAGCCAGUAGCCAUCCAGGUCUCCCAUGGAGGACAGGGGCCCAAGCACUUGUGCCAUCUUCCACUGCUUUCCCGGGUGCAUUAGCAGGGACCUGGUUUGGAAGUGCAGCAGCCAUAUGUAGGCAUCUUAACUGCUAUGAUAAAGGCUGCCUCAGGGUCUUACUUAAAAAACUGUUAGAACAUGGAAGAAAAUUAGACAACCUUGUAUUGCAAAAGAAUAACCUAUGAAGGGGCCAGCGCUGUGGUGUACCCAGUAAAGCCGCCGCCUGUGGUGCCGGCAUUCCGUAUGGGUGCCAGUUUGCGUCCCGGCUGCUCCACUUCCCAUCCAGCUCUCUGCUAUGGCCUGGGAAAGCAGUAGAAGAUAGUCCAAGUCCUUAGGCCCCUGCACUCACAUGGGAGACCCGGAAGAGGCGCCUGGCUCCUGGCUCCUGGCUCCUGGCUCCUGGCUUCAGAUUGGUGCAGCUCUGGCCAUUGCAGCCAAUUGGGAGUGAACCAGCGGAUGGAAGACCUCUCUCUCUCUCUCUCUCUCUCUCUCUCUCUCUCUCUCUCUUUCUCUCUGCCUCUCCUUCUUUCUGUAACUCUUUCAAAUAAAUAAAUAACUUUUUUUUUUUAAAGAAUAGUCUAUGAUGGAUUUCUCUAUCUCCCAUUCACUAUUAAAGACAAGUGAUCAUAAAAUUAAGCUGUGCUUGUUGGGAGAUAAUCCACCCUGGGUCUCCUGCUUCUUGGUGUUUUGUGACACACUGAUUGGUUUUGUUCUAGAUUAUCUCUUGAAGGACUUGGUGUAGCCACCAGCCUGGAAGAUAUAAAGGGUGUCUUUCCUGAGCAAAGAGCAGGAUUGUAACCAAGAUUUGACUCCCUCUGGGUCAAAGGUCAGAAAGACAUCUUUGCAGUUAUGGACGAUUCCAUUUCCUGAGCUUGAAAUCUGCCCAUGCACCGCAAGCCGCUGCGUGUGUGCAGCUGCCACCUGCUCUUACGUUCUGUGAGGCUCAGGUGUAGAUGCGGAUACUCUGGCUACCGCUAGUGCUGUGAGUAAUGCACUUUUUGUGUGUGUGUGUGUGUGUGACAGGUAGAGUUAUAGACAGAGAGAGAGAGAGAGAGAGAGAGAGAGAGAAAGAGACAGAGAGAAAGGUCUUCCUUCCAUUGGUUCACCCCCCAAAUGGCUGCUAUGGCCGGCGCACUGUGCUGAUCCAAAGCCAGGAGCCAGGUGCUUCCUCUUGGUCUCCCAUGCAGGUGCAGGGCCCAAGCACUUGGGCCAUCCUCCACUGCACUCCCGGGCCACAGCAGAGAGCUGGACUGGAAGAGGAGCAACUGGGACUAGAACCCGGCACCGCAACUGGGACUAGAACCCGGCGCCCAUAUGGGAUGCCAGCACCACAGGCGGAGGAUUAACCAAGUGAGCCACGGCGCCGGCCCUGUGAGCAAUACACUCUUCAUUUCUCUGGCCCAGGAGUCUGGUCACACUGCCGGUGUAACUGGUGGGCGCACUUACUGGCUUGUAAAUAGGAUAAAGUCUCAGGCCUGUCGCAGUUCUUGGCAAUGCUUAUUGAAGAAAUGUUCUGGAAAAUAAAGAUUCUUGUUUACUUUGAGAAUUAUUUUUCUUCUUAUUUAAGGGGGGAGGGAUGGAUGUGAGAGGGGAGAGAGCACUCCCGCCUUUUGGUUCACUCCCCAUGAGCCAAAGCUGGGAGGCGGGAGCUCAUUCAGGGCCUCCCACAUGGGUGACGAACUACCUGAGCUCUCACUGCUGCCUCCCAGGGUCUGCAUUAGCAGGAGACCAGAGACAGGAAGCAGAGCCGGGGAUUGAACCGAGGUGCUCUGAUGUGAGAUGCUGGCAUCCUGAUUGGCAUCUUAACUGCUUGGCUAAAGGCCUAUCCCCGCACUCCCCCCUACCCCCCGCCCCCUGCCCAGGGUUUGUUUGUUUAAAGGCAGAGUUAGAGACAGAGAGAGAGAUCUUCCAUCUGCAUGUACACGUCCCAGAUAGUUGCAAUGGCUGGGGCUGGGUGAGGCCAAAGCCAGGAGCCAGGAGCAUCUUCUGGGUCUCUCGUGUGGGUGCAGGGGCCCAAGUAUUUGGGCCAUCUUCUGCUGCUUUCCCAGGUGCAUCAGCAGGGAGCUGGAUUAGAAGUGGAGCAGCCCCCAUUUGGGAUGCUGGUACUGCAGGUAGAGGCUUAACCUGAGCCACAGCGCUGCCCCUCCCCCGUAUUUUAAUCCACUUUUCCUGUGAUCUUUUUGAGGUAGUGGUGGCAGUGACUCCAUGACUGCUGCAUGGGUGGUGUCCUCGCUGGCUGGUCCUGAGCCAUGGGCGGGAGCAGUGUUACCAGCCAGCGAUCUUGUGAGAGUGGAUUCUUGUAAUCCAGGGAGACAGAAUCAGUUUCUCUCUCCCUCUUCCCCUCUCUCCACCCCGAGAUUUGUAAACUCUGGGGAAUCGGCUCGUGUGAGUGUGGAGGCCUGGCAGGUCAGGAGACCCUGGGGGCAGGCUUUUUCUACCAAGGCCUUUGACCGAGUGCACAGGGCCCAUCCCACGAUGGGGGGCAGUGUGCUGACUCAAGUGUGCAUCUCGUGUAGAAAGCACAUGCACAUCUAGAACUUGGUACCCUGGCCCAGCCAAGUUGUCACGUCAAAUUAACCACCCACACCCGGCUGACCUGCCUCCUGCUGAUUUUUGACAGGCGCUCAAUAUUGUUUGUUUUUUAAUUUUGUUGAAGGUCUCAUCCCAUAAAAUGAGUCAUUUUGAAGGGAAUGGCUCAGUGGCAUUGGGCACAUUUGUGGUGCUGCACAAGCACCAGCUCUGUCCGGUUCUGAGUCACUUUCAUCGGCCACCUGAUGGCGGUCACUGCCCAUCUCCUGCCCCCAGCCCACGGCAGCCGCCAGUCUGCGUUCUCUGUCUAUGGAGUUUCCUGUCCUUCCUGUUUCAUAUAAAAGGAUUCAUACAAUACAUGAUCUUUGUGUCACCUGUUGCUUGAUGCUUUAGAAAUUUAUCCAUGUUGUGGCACGAAUCACAAGUCGAUUCAUUUUUAUGGCCAAAUAAAACACCGUGUUGGUAGAGUCAGUGUUUUAUUUUAAAGAAAUCCUUUUCUGCUGAAAUUAGCCCUACAGGUAUUGCUUCUCCUUUGUAGGGAAGAAGCAGUUGUAGUUUUUUAAAGACUUAUUUAUUUAUUAGAAAGGCAGAGGCAGGGGCAGAGAGAGAGAGAGAGAGAGAGAGAGAGAGACUUCCAUCUGCUGGUUCACUCCCCAAAUGACCACAAUGGCCGGAGCUGCGCCGAUCCAAAGCCAGGAGCCAGGAAUUUCUUCCAGGUCUCCCAUGCGGGUGCAGGUACCCAAGGACUUGGGCCAUCUUCCGCUGUUUUCCCAGGCCAUAGCAGAGAGCUGGAUCAGAAGUGGAGCAGCCGGGACUGGAACCAGCACCCAUAGGGAAUGCCGGCACUGCAGUGGUGGCUUACCCGCUACAUCACAGCGCCAGCCCCAGUAAUGUGUUCUUGACAUUCCCAUGUGUAAAGUGGAGAACUUCACCAUCACUGAUUUUCUCUCCAGGUGAGCAGAAAGGAGGAAGCGAGGGUGUCCCAGAAAGCAUAGGAACACCUGCGGGCACAGCCCCACAUGACCAAGGCGCUGAGGCUUGAGGUUGUGCGACAGUCAGUCGGGGAUUUGUCUCUGCCAAGGUGCCUUCAAGUCUGGUCUCUUUCAGUUUUGCCCCAAGAGCCACAUGGGAACUUUGGGUAAUGGUCUAUGUCAUCACCGUUGGUCCAAAGGGGACAAAGUAGAAGAGGCAGCUACUCUCUUCUUGUCUCUAAUGAGGCUCUCGGGGAAUGUGUCCCAGGGGCUGAGGGGCUGCUGUAAAGGCCCCUCUGUGAUUCCCCAAGCACUUUGUGGCACGCAGGGCUGAGCGAGGAAGUCCUGCUCCUCACGGGUCAGGACCUGCCUGGGUUUCCGGGACUUCCCAAUCUUUACAACAAAGAGCGGCGUGGGCCGGGUGCGCGCAGGUGAACGACAGGAGCGCACCAGUGCCAGCUUCCUCCAGGCAGGCGCCACAGUGGAGACGCCGAUCUCUGCUUAGACAUCGAGGUCUUCUGAGAAACUUCCGUGUGCACCUUGCUGAUGCAGGGACAGCAGUAGGAGUCUCGAGCUCCCUGCUUGUCACUGGAACCCGGUAAUAACCGUCAGCCGUUUCUCUUGCCUCUAUAGGAGCCACUAAGGCAUUGGGGGGGGGGGGGAGAACAGCGAUGUAAGCA
Molecule: messenger RNA, 13548 nt
Organism: Oryctolagus cuniculus (rabbit)
Lineage: Eukaryota; Metazoa; Chordata; Mammalia; Lagomorpha; Leporidae
Source: RefSeq, a predicted model, not a curated record